GUCCCACUGUUCCUAAAGUUAACGACGACCAUGUCUCUCUCGAACAAGCUCUCUAUCACAGAUCUCGACCUCAAGGGAAAGCGUGUCCUCAUCCGCGUUGACUUCAAUGUUCCCAUGCAGGAUGGCAAAAUUACUAACCCUGCUCGUAUCGUGGCAGCGUUGCCCACCAUCAAGUAUGCUCUCGACAACGGCGCGAAGACCGUCGUCCUCAUGUCGCAUCUAGGCCGUCCAGAUGGCAAGAUUGUUGAGAAGUAUUCCAUAAAACCAGUCGCUGGCGAGCUCGAGAAGCAUCUCGGAAAGCCCGUUAUCUUUCUCCCCGACUGCGUGGGCCCUGAGGUUGAGAAGGCUGUGAAUGCUGCCGAACCUGGCUCUGUCAUCCUUCUCGAAAAUCUCCGCUUCCACAUUGAGGAGGAGGGUUCUGUCAAAAACAAAGAUGGUACAAAAACUAAGGCUGACCCUGCCAAGGUUGCGGAGUUCAGGGAGGGCCUUACAAGACUCGGUGAUUUAUACGUCAACGAUGCCUUUGGGACAGCUCACCGUGCUCACUCGAGUAUGGUCGGCGUUAAAUUGCCCCAACGAGCCGCAGGCUUCCUCGUCAAGAAGGAGCUUGAGUACUUCGCAAAAGCUCUGGAGAAUCCUGACCGACCUUUCCUCGCCAUCCUUGGAGGUGCCAAGGUGUCGGACAAGAUUCAGCUGAUUGAGAAUAUGUUGGAUAAGGUUAACUCUCUUAUUAUCUGCGGUGGCAUGGCGUUCACGUUCGCAAAGACAUUGGACCAUGUGUCUAUUGGAAACUCCCUUUUCGACCAGGCCGGUUCUGAAAAGGUUGGAGCCCUUGUCGAAAAGGCAAAGAAGAAUAAUGUAAAACUGGUCUUCCCCAUCGACUUCAUUACUGCUGACAAGUUCGACAAAAAUGCAAAUACUGGGACUGCAAGUAUAGCUGAAGGCAUUCCUAGUGGGUGGAUGGGCCUUGAUGCCGGCCCGAAGAGUCGCGAACUAUUUCGCCAGACAGUACUCGAGGCCAAGACCAUCUUAUGGAACGGACCUCCUGGUGUGUUUGAGUUCCCUGCUUUUGCAGAGGGCUCGAAAGCUCUUCUCGAUGCGAACGUCGAGGCUGCGCAGAGGGGCGUGACCGUCAUCAUCGGUGGUGGUGAUACUGCAACAGUUGCAGCACUCUACAACGCUGAGGACAAGAUAAGUCAUGUCAGUACAGGCGGAGGUGCUAGCUUGGAACUGUUGGAGGGCAAGGUCCUGCCUGGUGUGGCUGAGCUUAGCGAGAAGUGACUUCACAAGGGAAGAAAGAUGGCAUAUUCAUAGAGUGGUUUGUACCUUACUGCCGCCCGUCAAUAGAAUUACUAUGGAAUUGUACUAUAUCAGUCGAGUAAACGCGUAGCACGAAUAUGAAAGCAGAAUACGCAAUC
Molecule: messenger RNA, 1418 nt
Organism: Suillus fuscotomentosus
Lineage: Eukaryota; Fungi; Basidiomycota; Agaricomycetes; Boletales; Suillaceae
Product: phosphoglycerate kinase
Exons: 8
Coding region: 31-1281 (416 amino acids)
Biological process (GO): glycolytic process; gluconeogenesis
Cellular component (GO): cytosol
Molecular function (GO): ADP binding; ATP binding; phosphoglycerate kinase activity
Source: RefSeq, a predicted model, not a curated record